AACCUACUUCAGCUACUUGCUACUUGCCAGUCUACUGUGCAUUCUACGUAUUUUAUUCGCAUGCAUGCGAUUCUAGUUUUGGGAAUCGUAUAUUCAGAAACGAAAUAUUAAUAAAAUUUGACUAUAAUGUGUGGAAUAUUUUGUGAAAUAUGUUUCUGUGAGAACCAACAAAUAAAGGAUGCCCAGGUGAUGCAGCGCAUUAAAAACAGGGGCCCCGACUGUGUACGAAGCGUAGAAAUGUGUUUGGGUGACGGUUUAACUGCCUUCUUUUGUGGAGCAGUACUUUGGAUGCAAGGCCGUGAGCUAACACCUCAGCCUGUGGAAAAUGACCAAGGAGUGUUAUUAUACAACGGCGAUAUAUUUGAUGACACUUGGCCCUGCGAUGUUAGCGAUACAACAGUCAUUAUGGAAAUGCUAACCAAGGCUGAGAAACCAACAGACGAAUUUAUUGUUCAGCAACUAAAAUUAUUAAAAGGCCCAUUUGCAAUCAUAUACUAUGAAAAACAGAAUAAUAUGCUAUACUUUCUCAGAGACAGAAUAGGAAGAAGUUCCUUGUUGUUUCACAAAAGUGACAAUACUAUAGUUAUUGGCAACACAUUAGGAAGAAAAUAUGACUGUGUUGAAGUUCCAGCCACACAUAUACAAAUAUUAAAUCUAAGAACAAAUACAGUCAAGCUCUGCCCUUGGGAUGAAGAAUUACAUACCAGCAAAGAAUUAACUAUUAAUGAUUGGACAGAACAACUGAGAAAACAACAGAGUUUACCCGAUGAUGAAUUUUCUUUUGAGUAUACGGAAAAGGAAUUAACAAAAUAUGAUGAAGUAGUAGCAUUCAUAGAAUCAACAGCUAGAGAAAUAAAAUGUAAAUCAACACUUAUGAAGAAACUGUUAGAAAACACUAUUAUAAAGAAUACUGUUGUGAAAGUGACGAAGCUAUUGGAAAUAAGCAUUAAUUUGAGAUUAAAUAGACAACCAAAUAAAUGUAAAAAGUGUUUAAAUAAUACAAUACAUAGUUGUAGUCAUUGUACAGUAGGAAUGCUGUUCUCUGGUGGUUUGGACUGUACAAUAUUAGCUGUACUGGCUGAUAAGUAUUUACCAAGAGAACAAACCAUAGACCUUAUCAAUGUAGCAUUUAAAAAAGAUCACAAAAGUACAUUUGAUGUACCCGAUCGAAUAACAGGGAAACAAUCACUACAAGAAUUACAAAAACUAUGUCCAACCAGGAAAUGGGUGUUUAAAGAAGUUAAUAUACCAAAAGAAGAAGUGGAAAAAUAUCAAGAGAAUGUUAUUGGGGAUCUUAUUUAUCCUCGAAAAACAAUCUUGGAUGAAAGUCUCGGAACAGCCUUAUGGUUUGCUGCGAGAGGUCAGAAUAGCUUAGAAUCCUCCACUUGUAGAGUAUUAUUAGUAGGCUCAGGUGCUGAUGAAUUAUUUGGUGGAUACACAAGGCACAAAAAUGCAUUCAAAAGAAAUGGUUGGCAGGGGCUUAACAAGGAAUUACAAUUAGACUGGAAAAGAAUUUCCUUUAGAAAUCUGGCCCGAGAUAACAGGGUCAUAUGUGAUCAUGGCAGACAACCUCGAAUGCCAUAUCUAGAUGAAGAUUUUACAAGUUAUAUUCUUCAAUUGAAACCAUGGUUAAGGUGUUUUCCCAGUGAAGAUUUAGGCAUUGGUAUUGGAGACAAGCUCAUGCUGAGACUGGUUGCCUUUAAUCUUGGAUUAACUGAAGCUGUUAUUUUACCUAAAAGAGCACUUCAAUUUGGCUCAAGAAUAGCAAAUAAAAAAGAGAAAGGAAGUGACAUAUCAAAAACUUUCUUUAAAAAUAUACCUCUGACAACAUAAUUUA
Messenger RNA from Helicoverpa zea (corn earworm), 1837 nucleotides. RefSeq names its product asparagine synthetase domain-containing protein CG17486. NCBI's taxonomy places the organism in Eukaryota, Metazoa, Arthropoda, Insecta, Lepidoptera, Noctuidae. Gene Ontology annotation, molecular function: asparagine synthase (glutamine-hydrolyzing) activity. The record is from RefSeq and is a predicted model, not a curated record. The transcript is spliced from 7 exons. The coding region runs from base 127 to 1833 and encodes 568 amino acids.